CAUGUCGCAAACCAUGUCUAUGGGGAUCUUUAGUGGCAGCAUCACCAAGAAAUCUGAUGUGCAUGGUCUAUUCAAUAUUGAUCUCAAUAAGGUGGACAAAGUGUAUAAGAUGCUUGUUAAAAAGGGCAUGGCUCAAGUAUAAUGUUGCUACUUUACAGAAUGAAGGUUGCUCAAGGCAUGGCUGUUCAAAAUUAUCACAUACGUGUAACGGGAAGAAAAGCCAUGCAGUGGAUAUCCUUUAUAAUGAUACCCAUUGUAGAUGCGAGGUUGGUAAUUCUGAAAUGGGAAGUAGGAUUUUCGAGGAGAUGGCAAACAAUGGAUUGAAGGCUGAUAUCUUGACUUACAAUGCAUUGAUUUUGGGACUGUGCAAGGAGGGGAAAACAAAGAAAGCUGCAUUGGUCAAAGAACUUGAUGAUAAGGCAAACUUAGUUCCUCAUUCAUCUACUUUCUUUUAUCUGAUUAGUGGACAGUGUGCCAGAAGGAAUUCUGAUCGUGCGUUUCAAUUCUAUAAAAGCAUGGUUAGAGGUGUUUUCCACCCUUACAACCCCACUUUGACUCUAUUGGCAUCCACGUUCAUCAAGAAUGAGGGUUAUGAUGAAGCGAUGAAAGUCUUGAAAGAGAUGCUAGAAAGAUCUAUUACCCUUGACUUGGGUAUGUUAACUGAAAUAUGCAACUUGUUUCUCAGAUGCGGCAGAGAAGGAGCGAUCAUAAAACUCUUACAAGAACUAGAAGCUAGACGCCUCAUGCCCGAAGGUUUUGAUCAAACAACAGUGAUUAGCUCUACAGACGGAAGAUAGAAUGUUAUUUUUUUUUUACAAGAAAUAGAGGCUAGACGCUAAUGCCCGGAGGUUCCCGGCAGUCAGAUUUGGUCCUCCGGACAGCAACCCGGCUGGUUACACCCUACACAGGAAAUUGGGCUGUGAGGUGAGUAACUAUAUUCAACAAUCAUUUGCCAACGUCGUUCCUAAGCCCUUCUAAGAUGUUUUCAGUUCCAAGCAACUUUGUCAGUACUCCUUUUCAUUCUACAGAUUGAAGAUAGAAUGUAAGUUGUACUCAACUUUGUUCCAAUUGUGCGGCAACAACUAUAACUUGCCCUUAAUUUUCAAAAACAUGAAUUGCUCUGGUACCAAUGAGCUCUUUUCUCAUGACCAAAAUGUUUUGCCACGUCGACAAUUGAAACUUGUUUUGUCUGGACAAUGAACAUAUGAUAGUGUCAAUGAGAAUACAAUUUUUUUAAUAUCAUCUGUAAAUGAAUACAUUUAUUUUCUUAAUGAAACCACAACAAUUGCACCUCAA
This is a messenger RNA of Solanum dulcamara, 1296 nucleotides long. Its product is annotated as pentatricopeptide repeat-containing protein At4g26680, mitochondrial-like. Lineage: Eukaryota; Viridiplantae; Streptophyta; Magnoliopsida; Solanales; Solanaceae. The record is from RefSeq and is a predicted model, not a curated record. The transcript is spliced from 3 exons. Gene Ontology annotation, molecular function: protein binding. Bases 57 to 797 code for a protein of 246 amino acids.